AUGGUUGGUGGUAUCGUGGCGUUGUCCGAUCCAAAGAACAUCGAUCCUGCUCUCGCACGGAUAGGAAUACAAAAUUGGGCCGACCAUGGGAUCUGCGGACGAGGGGUUCUCAUUGACCUUGUGCGCUACUAUACUUCAAGCCCUCCUGGUACGCCGAAACGACAGCUGCCGUACGAUCCUUGGACUACACACGGAUUCACCGUCAAGGAAAUCGAAGCUGUCGCUGCAAAACAAGGCGUUCAAUUCAGACAAGGCGACAUAUUGCUAAUCAGGGCCGGUUUCAUUCAGAAGUAUCAAGAUAGUACUCAAGAAGAGCGAGAUGCAUUAACCGGAAGACCGGAAACCUUGGCCGGAAUAGAAAAGUCGACGGAGAUGAAGAAAUUUUUGUGGAACAAUCAUUUUGCGGCCAUUGCUUCAGACCAACCUGCCCUCGAGAGUUGGCCGACAUCUGAGGGAACACCGCAUAUGCAUCAGACACUGCUCGGGUUGUGGGGAAUGCCAAUAGGUGAGAUGUUCGACCUAGAGAAGUUAUCGGAAGUAUGCGCCCAGACGGGCCGAUACACAUUCUUCUUCUCCUCCUGGCCACUGCCCAUCAUUGGUGGUUGUGCUAGUCCUCCUAAUGCAGCGGCAUAUUUCUAA
Molecule: messenger RNA, 639 nt
Organism: Marasmius oreades (fairy-ring Marasmius)
Lineage: Eukaryota; Fungi; Basidiomycota; Agaricomycetes; Agaricales; Marasmiaceae
Exons: 10
Coding region: 1-639 (212 amino acids)
Molecular function (GO): arylformamidase activity
Source: RefSeq, a predicted model, not a curated record